This is a messenger RNA of Opisthorchis viverrini, 1590 nucleotides long. RefSeq lists its product as hypothetical. Gene Ontology annotation, biological process: dTMP biosynthetic process; dUMP biosynthetic process. Gene Ontology annotation, cellular component: cytoplasm. The record is from RefSeq and is a predicted model, not a curated record. Gene Ontology annotation, molecular function: dCMP deaminase activity; zinc ion binding. The transcript has 7 exons. Bases 1 to 1590 code for a protein of 529 amino acids. Lineage: Eukaryota; Metazoa; Platyhelminthes; Trematoda; Opisthorchiida; Opisthorchiidae.
AUGCAGCGGUGUUUGGCGGAAAAAUGCAAAUGCAUUACCUUUUCCACGGAACAAGUCACCAUACAUGUUCCAACCCCCAACCUGGAGGACCAGGAUAGUGUGAUCGUCGGACCUCUACCCAUUGACCAACCUGGUGUGAGAGACUCUGCGUUCCUAUCAGACAGGUCAUUCCGAGUGAGAAUAGGCUCAACCUAUUCCUCUCCAGCGCCGGUCUCCAUUGGAGUUCCUCAAGGCUCCGUCUUGGGACCACUCCUGUUUCUGAUCUACGUCAACGACCUCCCAGACGUUCUUGCGAGUCCAUGUUUACUUUUUGCGGACGACUUGAAAUCCUGGAGUUCCAAUGCCAGCGCCCUCCAAAUGGAUGUAGACGCUGCCAAGCAGUGGUCGUUGGACUGGCACCUUCCUCUGAAUGAUGAAAAGUGCGUCCAUGUGUCGUUUGGAGGGGAUUCAGCGAAUGCCUUUGUUAUGCAUGGUGAAAAGGGACCAGAAAACAUCAUGAGGAUAGAUGCCAAAAAAGAUUUAGGCAUCUGGGUCUCCUCAAACUUGUCCUUCGCACUACACCAUGAGAAAUCGGCCCAAAAGGCAUUCGCCGUUUUACGGAUGAUCCGACGUACCUUCUCCCGUAUUACUCGCAUGGACUUCCAAAUACUCUAUGGGGCCUACGUCAGACCGCUCCUGGAGUACGCCAACCAAGUUGUCUACUCAGGACGUACGAAAGACGUUACCCUCAUUGAGCGUGUCCAGCGGGCCGCCACGAGAAUGGUUGCCGGCCUCAAGUCCGUGGACUACGAAACGCGUCUCGCGACGCUUGAUCUCUUUCCCCUGGAGUACCGUCGCCUCCGAGGGGACCUAAUUCUUACCUACGCCCUGUUUGAACAAAGCUUGGCAAACAGGUUUUUUACCGUUGACCCAGCAAACACCCGGCGGGGACAUACUAUGGAACAUCUAAACAUCAAUGGAAGCCAGAAGCGGACCGACUAUAUUUCCUGGGACGAGUAUUUCAUGUCCGUAGCUCUACUAUCGGCGAUGCGGAGCAAAGACCCAACUACCCAAGCGGGAUCGACUUUGAACCAUCUUCACCCCUGCCCAGAUACAGAAAUCACACAAGUGACCAUGCAAGGCGCCGAACAGCCUCCCAAUUCCACAAAGUUUCUCAUCUCACUCUCAAAACCAACAGUUGACCGUUUAUCAAGCGUUGGUGCGUGCAUAACGAAUGAGGAAAAUAAAAUUGUUGGCAUUGGUUACAACGGCAUGCCAAGGGGACUUUCUGAUGAUGAGAUGCCCUGGGGUAAGACUUCUGAGAACGAGCUGCUGAAUAAAUACUUCUAUGUGUGCCACGCGGAACUCAACGCCGUUCUGAACAGAAACCACGCGACUUCCUCCGGUUGUACAUUGUAUGCUUCCAUGUUUCCAUGCAAUGAGUGUGCAAAAGUCUUAAUCCAAGCAGGAAUCAAAGAGGUCGUGUAUUUUGAUGAGAAAGAAGGCGAUAUCGGAGAAUACGUAGCCUCCAAGUUGAUGUUGGAAAAAGCCGGAGUUCGUAUAAGACCGUUCAAACGAACUGGACGAAAGAUCACAAUCGACCUCGGCUGA